Colletotrichum phormii is the source of this 567-nucleotide messenger RNA. RefSeq lists its product as uncharacterized. NCBI's taxonomy places the organism in Eukaryota, Fungi, Ascomycota, Sordariomycetes, Glomerellales, Glomerellaceae. The coding region runs from base 1 to 567 and encodes 188 amino acids. The record is from RefSeq and is a predicted model, not a curated record. The transcript has a single exon.
AUGGCAGCAACCUCCCAACCAACAUCCAGCCCGUCCCCGUCCCCGUCCCCGUCCCCGUCCCAGCCACCCAUCGACGACGGCACAGUCUGCCCCGGGAAUACAGUCCCCUGCUACGAAGGCUGCAUCCCACCCGACGCCGUCUGCUGCCACGCCUCCUCCGAGACCUGGUGGUGCAGAAAAGGCACGGUAUGCGGCAAACACGAAGCCGGCGGCUGCAUCCACCCGCCACACCGAGCCUCUCCCUCAUCCUCUGCCGCUACAACAAGCGACGACUCCUUCGCCACGGAGACAGAGAGAGUAUCGAGACCAAGUCUGACGGCCGCGACGACGACGACGACGACAAGCGGUCGCCAGCUUCCGACGUGCGUCUUUGAGAUGCCGCCUAUCGUGCAGAGGCAACAGCGGGAAGAGGACACGACUACGGUGUCGGUGUGUCCCACCGAGUUGGCCUCGGCCACUUCCGUCCCGGGUGCCGCUAGAGGAUCCGGGCCGGCGGUAACGGGUCAGUCGUGGGGUGUUGUGAUGUUGGUCGGGGUCGUGGUCGGGUUUGUGGUGAUGUUGGUCUGA